GUCAUGUAUAUGACAAUGUUGUUGCAGACUAAUCGUAUCAUAUGUCUUUGUAAAAUAAACAAUCGAUAGUAACAGCUGACUGUCACAAGGGCACUUAAUAAUACAUUUUUUGGAGUUGUCAUGAGGGGUUGUUGGUUAGGUGGUAGAUGUUCGAUUUAAACGAAUUUUAAAAACGAAAUGGCUAACGAUUUUAGUACUGGAAAAUCUAUUUUUGUUCUAGCGAUAGUUGCCGGUUGUUUCGCUGUUCUGUGGCCUAAUGUAUUUUAUCCAAUGAUACAAGGUUCUUAUUCCCAAAAGGAUUUGUUAUCUUCAGCACAAGGAUGUUGUGAUGUCAUGUUUGAUAGUGAUGUAAAUGCAAUUAAAGUUAUGAUAGAAAUCUGUGAAAAGAUUUUACUGAGGCAAGUAAAUUUUGAUAGUAAACUAAUGUUUGCCUUUCAACAAGGGAAACUGACGAAGGGCAUUGUUGAUCAAUGUCAGAAAACCGUUUUUGGCAGUUGUGGUGUUGAUAUAACACAAUUUCUUAAGGAUAAGGUUAGAUUAGGAAGAACUUAUAAGCAGAUGUUAGAUGAAAUCCGAACACACAAUAGUUCACUAUGUUUAAAACAAUCCUUUGGUGCUUCACUUGGGGAAAUUGGUCUUCCUCGAAGAAUCCGUGUUUGGGGACUGGACCAACCAAAACAUUUAAAACAAGAAAGGCCUCCACACCUGCGACCAGAAUUUUUGCAUCCUGCCUUGAGAGAAAAGGGUAGAGCUAUUCCCCAUACACAUGUUGUUCCUAAAGUUAGCAUUCAGGAAGGCAGGACAACUCCAAUCCCUGGUAUCAGACCUCCCAUGGGUGGUCCUGGACAAGUUGUUCCUCCACCUAAAACAACUAGUGGAACCAUGGGAGUAGUUAUGCCAAUGUAUACAAUUGGUAUAAUUGUUUUCUUUUUAUACACUAUGAUGAAGCUUCUGUUUAAAAAAUCUGAUGCUUCAGAAUCACUGGAAUGCUUUGUUGCUGAUCCAGAUUUUCAUAAAACAGUUUUUAAAGAAAACAAUCAUUCAUGUAUUCAAGAUAUUUCAAGUAUUCAAGAAGAUGGCACCAAAAUAGGUAAUUUACAUAGUAGUGAUAAUUUUGUUAUAUUAUUUAAUUGCUUAUCGACUAGCAUAUAGUUUGAAAAAAAUAAUCCCUUUAAGUAUUAGGCAAACAUACAGUUAGAAAUAAAAAUCUAUAUACAUCUGAAAAUCCACUCAUCAGAAAAUAAUGAAAGUUAAAACUGAGUACACAAAUGUAUUUUAAGUAUGCUAAUUAAUGAUCACAUAUUUCUAUUAAAAAAAAGUUUGUAAUUUAACAAUAAAUUACAAAUUAUCUAUAUUAAAGGAACAUAAAAAUAAAGAAUAACAGAUGUCAAUAUAUACUAAAAUAAACACUCACAAAAAUUAACAAUGAUUGAAAAUGCCUCACCAAUACCCUCAUGGAAUCCAACAGCUUUCCUCUUUUCUCUCCUAGUCGAGCCACAUUAUCCAGCAACGACAUCGUUGGCCUGGCUCUUGGUCUUUUGCAAGUUGGUCUAGCUUCGAAGAACUUGCAUGGUCCACAGUCUUCAUCCACUUGGCAUAUAUGUCCGAAUCACACCGAAUAUCAUCGGCAUAGAGUAGUUUCUGAGCAAGAACUGUUCUUUAGAGUUGGUAUUUAUUUUAAUAUUAUUGACUCUGGAAAAACAUGUAAAAUUAGGCUGUCAUAUCAGAUCAGAGAUUUCUUGUCCGAAGAACAUAAAAUUUUCAAUUUUUGCAAUGAAAAUGGGUGGCCGUUCAGGAUCUAAAAUUUCUUUUUUUUCCAGAAUCGUGUUUUUAGUAUUGUUGGCUGUAACAGAGCUACUGAUUGAGGGGAUUGAUGAAACUGAUUCUGAUUUGAUGGCUUAAGUGUUUUUGCUACGAGUGUUUGGUGUAGUUUUAUUUGUUUCAGAUGUCUUAUUUGAUCUGGCCAAUUAAUUUUUUUUCUUGUUUGGUGAGUUUCCCGCUGAUCUGGGGGCAGAGUUUCGAUUGCGCUUUUGAAGAGUCCUUCUUUUUAAAUUGUGAAUCGGUCUCACUGACCUCAGAAAAUGGUGUCUCUUCCUCCGAUUCUUCACCAGACAUAUUGUCAGGUUCCAUGAUAAGAGAAAAAAAAAUCUAUAACUAUUAUAACACUAAAAAAAUAAAAAUCUACCAAAUAAAUUCUUAAAACUAAACUAUUUACAGAUAAAAUACGAAAAAUUCGCAAUCUACAUAAUUAAACAAAAGUAAAAGUCUUAGAGUAAAAUAAAUAAAUAGAUUAAAGAGAGAAAAAAAAAGUUUAUUUCUUUGGAUACGAACUCAAUAUCACUCGAAGGAAGGUGUGUUAGUAAAUAGAGACUUGGCUGUGAAUCUUACGUAGAUAGGGCAAGACCCACCCGUAAAGGGAAUUACCGACCAGCUUUGCUGUCUCUACCGAACUGGUACCAAUUAACUAUUAAACAUAAUUGUUAAUAAAUAUCUCUCACCUCACUAUUUAAUGUAAAAAUGUUUAAAUGUACAUAAGCUCACUGUUCACAAAUUAUAGCGGCAGUAUUUGCAGAAUUAGCCAGAUGCAAAGGAAACAAAGACAGAGCGAUGCAAGCAUUAAAUUGUAGUUGCGGCCAUGACACUUGGUACUGGUGAUAAAGGUGAUUACCCAAUACGCAGCUGCCACGACUGUUUUUAAUGACAUGAUAUGCCAAAUUGAAAUUGCCUGAAUGGAAUCGCUUUUGUCAAAUGCCACACAAGUGUAUGACAAAGAGCAUGCGAUAUGGGACUACAAAUUCCGCAUGUGAUAUGGGACAACAAAUUCCGCAUGCAACAUUAACUGAAUUUUGUGCCACAUAGUCGGACGGCUACAAUAGGCAGCACUAGGAAACAAGUAACAAGCAACAUGUUGUUCAGUGUUGUCUUAGUGGAAUUCCGCCUUAACACUAUUGGGAUUCCUUUCUUGGGGACUAAAAGUAAUCUUGUGGACUUUCUUAUGGGAAAAUAGAGAGUUCCUAAUCAGUAGGUCAAAGUCAAUGCAAAAAUCUAUUAGCCUCUGACCAUUGGUAUUUUUGGUUUCCUCACCUCCGUGUUUCCCCAUCACUCCAUGAGAUUGGCGGAAAUCAUUUUCGUUCUUUGGAUUGAAGUCACCUGUAAUAAUUAUCACUCUAUGUGUCUUAACAACUUCUCUUUCUAAUUCAGCAUAAAAUUGUUCUUUAUCGAGAAUGUCUGCAUUCUCUGUAAGGGCAUUUAUCUGAAUAAAAACUAAAUGCUUUAAUGAUAUUUCAGAAUGAAUAGUUAUAAUCCUAGAAGAUACCAGGUUCCAUUCUUUAACCUCAGUGAAGAUGUUAUCUUUCAUGAUAAUCCCUACUCCUUCCUUUGCUCUGGUAUCCUUCAGGAUUCCCAAAUAUAUCAAGGUAUGGUCUCUGGGCAGCCUUAGCUUUCCGUCACAUUUUUUCUUCACUUCACUAAUACCUAGGAUGUCUACGUGGUAUGCCAUCAUCUUUGCAGAUAUCUCAUCUUCUUUUCCUGUAAGUAUCUUUAUGUUCUGUGUAGCAAGUCGAAUUUUCUUAUGAGUGCCAUGUUGUAGCCGUUAAUUUCAAUCCUGUCCGAGGCCACUUAAUAAACUCUGAAUCAUUAGAACUACUUUGGGGGUGAUUAGCCCAGCUAAAUAGGCCUUCCGAUUAUUUAUAACCCCUCGGAAAAAGGGGUGGCCAGGCUAUACCCAUGGCAAAUAAUAUAAAAUUGUUUGUAUAAAAUAAUUUUAUUAAUUGAAAAAAAUAUAUAAAUUUAAAGUGUUAAUAAAUAAAUAAAGUGUCAAUAAAUAAAUAAAGUAUUUUAUUUUUAAUUAUUACUUAUUAUAUAACUAUCUCAAUUGUAAGAAAUCAGUGUGUAGUAAAGUAUGUGUGUAUCUAUUUUGGAAUAGUGGUUAAAAUUUAUUAACUUAAUUUAUUCAUAAUUAAUAUUUAUUAAUUUUUUCCAUAUCUAGUUUUUUAUAUAAACUAGUAUUACACCGAUUUUUUUCACUUCCACAAUCCUACUACGUUUCGGCUCGUCGAGCCAUUCUCAAGUCUAGAAACAAUUUUUCAAUUCAGUCAUAUCUAAUAUUUUUUAGUUAACUUUUUAUGCAUGGUUAUUUGUAUAAUCACUGACAUAUUAAAAAAACAAAACACAAAAUUUUGAAAUAUAAAAUUUUUUAUAAUUACCUCUCAUGUACUUGUCUAUUACAUUUCUUAUAUAAAAUACAUGCGUUUUCUUGUAAUAGCCAGUAUCAC
Molecule: messenger RNA, 4274 nt
Organism: Nezara viridula (southern green stink bug)
Lineage: Eukaryota; Metazoa; Arthropoda; Insecta; Hemiptera; Pentatomidae
Source: the annotation of a GenBank genome assembly